This is a messenger RNA of Humulus lupulus (European hop), 1116 nucleotides long. RefSeq lists its product as uncharacterized. The coding region runs from base 1 to 1116 and encodes 371 amino acids. Gene Ontology annotation, biological process: DNA integration. The transcript has 3 exons. NCBI's taxonomy places the organism in Eukaryota, Viridiplantae, Streptophyta, Magnoliopsida, Rosales, Cannabaceae. Gene Ontology annotation, molecular function: nucleic acid binding. The record is from RefSeq and is a predicted model, not a curated record.
AUGGAGCGUGAAGAAGAUUCCAACUCUCUUGUCCCCAUCAAAGAAACAUUCCUUGAUGAACAAGUGUUUGGGGUCAACCAUGCUCAUGAGCUUCCUUGGUUUGCUGAUUUUGCUAAUUAUUUGGCUAGUGGGUUGAUGCCGCCUGAGAUGACUAGCCAACAAAGGAAGAAAUUCUUGCAAGAUGUGAUGUCUUAUUUUUGGGAGGAGCCCUUUCUAUUUAAGCAAUGUGCAAAUCAGAUCAUUAGAAAAUGUGUUCCUGGACAUGAGGAUGCUCAUGCUUAUGUCGCUAGUUGUGAUCAUACCCAAGGGGUUGGAAGCAUCUCAAGAAGACAUGAAAUGCCUCUAACUAAUAUACUAGAAGUUGAAUUGUUUGAUGUUUGGGGGAUUGAUUUGAUGGGCCCCUUUCCACCCUCGUAUGGUAAUUUGUAUAUCUUGGUGGCUGCUGAUUAUGUUUCUAAGUGGGUUGAAGUCGCUGCCUAUCCUACCAAUGAUUCCAAGGUGGUCAUGAGGUUCUUACACAAGCAUAUUUUCACUAGAUUUGGCACUCCAAAAGCUAUCAUAAAAGAUGAGGGAACCCAUUUUGUGAACAAAGUGUUGGCUAUCUUAUUGGCUAAGUAUAGUGUGAAUCAUAAGGUGCCUACCGCAUACCACCCUCAAACCAAUGGCCAUGCAGAGUUGUCUAAUAGAGAAAUCAAGGGUGUUCUUGAGAAGGUGGUGAAUCCAAAUCGCAAGGAUUGUUCCAAGAGGUUGGAUGAUGCUCUAUGGGCCUAUCGAAUGGCAUUUAAAACUCCUUUGGGAAUGUCUCCUUACCGCUUAGUGUUUGGAAAAGCAUGUCACUUGCCUGUGGAACUUGAACAUAGAGCUUAUUGGGCACUCCAACAACUCAAUCUAGACUUGCAACUGGAAGGGGAAAAGAGAAUGCUACAACUUGAUGAAUUGGAAGAAAUGCGCUUAUUUUCAUAUGAGACUGCAAAACUUUAUAAGGAAAAAACAAAGAGGCCAGGACUUGGUGAUAUUUAUGGCUGGUUUGCUAAUCAUUUAAAUGCUGGAAAGUUUGGAAGGGAUGCUGCAGCUAUGCUGUUAAGCUCUUUAGUGAUGCUGCAGCACUGGAGAUAG